Syngnathus typhle (broad-nosed pipefish) is the source of this 2021-nucleotide messenger RNA. It is a transcript of the gene cplx3b, whose product is annotated as complexin 3b. The record is from RefSeq and is a predicted model, not a curated record. Gene Ontology annotation, biological process: regulation of neurotransmitter secretion; neurotransmitter transport; synaptic vesicle exocytosis. The coding region runs from base 167 to 637 and encodes 156 amino acids. Gene Ontology annotation, cellular component: terminal bouton; SNARE complex. Gene Ontology annotation, molecular function: syntaxin binding. The transcript is spliced from 3 exons. Lineage: Eukaryota; Metazoa; Chordata; Actinopteri; Syngnathiformes; Syngnathidae.
CCGAUCUGAUUGCACGCGCCAUUCAGCGGUCCCCCCCCCUCUCCCUGCAACCACGGUGUUUUUUACGCGCAUCUUUCUCGGGUGGAUUCCACGCAAGCCGCCAGCCUCCAUCGAGGAGCCCGCUUUCUUCACUUUCCCCACCCCAAAAAAAGGUUCUGAUUGAGAGAUGGCUUUUAUGGUCAAGCACGUGGUGGGGGGCCAGUUGAAGAACUUGACCGGCGGUUUGACGGAGGAGAAACCCGAAGCGGAGAAGACGGACGCGGCGGCGCAGGGGAUGACCCAGGAGGAGUUCGAGCAGUACCAGCAACAGUUAGAGGAGGAGAAACAAGAACGAGAGGCAAAUUUUGCCCAGAAGAAAGCCGAGCGAGCCACCGUGAGGAGUCAUUUUCGAGACAAGUACAGACUACCAAAGAACGAGCUGGACGAGACCCAGAUCCAGCAGGCGGGCGACGACGUGGUCCUGCCCACCGAGCUGGCCAAGAUGAUCGCCGAGGACGGCCAGGAGGAGGCGCACAAGCAGUCUGUGCUGGGUCAGCUGUCCAACCUCCAGAACGUCGACAUGGACCAGCUCAAGGACAAGGCCCAGGCGACGCUGGAGGACCUCAAGAAGCAGACGGAAAACUGCAGUCUCAUGUGAUGUCGGGGAGCUGAGGUCUGCCCAAGGUCGAGCUUCUGGGGAGGAGGGAGUAGUCGUGUUUGUUCAAAUGAUUAAUUACGGAAGCUUGGAGCUGCCGCAAAACAUUUUUUAACAGGCAUUUAACUUUGGCUUUUUUUUGACCGUCAAAAAAUGUUUACUCCACUUUGGCAGCUCCACGUAAAUAACAAUAAUGCUAAAAACAAAUCCGACUCAUUCAAUUUGCCGAAAAUUCUUCGACGUUUGAUAUUUUCUUGGCAUUUUUAACAAAAUUAUUCAACAUUUCACCUGGAAGCUACUUUGAUCAAUAAUGGGCCGUUUUAUUGUUUUCUUUUAACCAAUGACGUUCGAGCAAAUAAGCCAUGUGUCACUUUAGAGACGUUACCGUGCGCAAUACAUGAGACGUAGCUCUCCAACUUUUUACAAAAGCAAAGCCUGCACAUUGAAGUCUCAUUGAAAUACUCGCCACAAAUACAUAUAUAAAAAGCUGCUAGAAAGGUAUAAACGUAAAUGCGAAUAGUCCGAAUAUUUGUGUCCUCAUAACGCCGAUACUUCUGUUGUGUGUACGCGCUGAGCUCGUCGUAUGGUGCCGUUUCGUGCCGGUGGAUUAGCUGUCGUCGUGUCGAGUGGUGUCCUCGUGAACCUUGUUAGCGCUAAUGCUAAGGCCGCGGCCUCGCGGUGUCGUUUUCAGAGGAGUCAGGAGAGAAUUAUGGUGUUGUUGUUCGUGGACGUUUUGUGUAGCGAUGGCAAUUUACGCUUCUCUGAGCCACUUUACAAUACGGGUAACGUCAUUCAUGUGUUCAUAAUGACUUCAAUAUGGACUCACAAUGUUAACCCUAGCCCAUAAAUGAAGCCUAGCCUACUUAACCUUAUGUUUAUGAAUCAUCUUUGAUGACACCCUUAUUGUAAAAGUGGCACCCAUGCACCUCAAUAACCUACGAUGCUUUAUUUUGCCAAAUUGCAUUUUUGGCAUUUGUGUGUGUGCGCGUGUUUUGAAAUAAAUGUCAUUAGGGGGCGGCGCGGUUAGAAAUGUUCCAAAUUUAAUAGAGCACACUUUUUUUUUGUGGGUGCGUCUCUAUCUUUGUCCGGCAAAUAGAUGAAUGGACGCUGGGGAAAUCCUCAUUGCUGUGGUUCUUGUCACGUGAUGAUAGUGAUUGAUUAUUAAAAUAUACGAGAAAAAGUAGCAAUAAUUAUUUUGCAAUGUUGCUACGAGGUAAUAAUUGCUGUAAUAAUAAUGACAGUUAUAAUAAUUAUAAUAGAGGGGAAAGUGAAGCCAUAAGCCACGAGACUUGCUUGCUUGCUUGCUUGCUACAAGCGUGUUGUGUUUUUCUCAUCUAAUAUUUCGGUCAUUCUGUCUCUCAUGGGAGUUUCAAUUGCAAUAAACAUA